AUGCCUUCAGCCUCAGACGUCUCGGGGUUCUCGGAUUCCGACUUCCAACCAGAUGAUGAUGCAGUGACAGAGGAGCAGGCAGAGGCAUGGAUGAGGGAAUAUCGAACACUGGCAAAGGCGAAACCGUUAUCCAAGGAGGAUAUAAAAAGGCUUGGAGAGCUUCAUUCUGACUUGAUGAACUACAGAUUUACUGACCCUGGCCGAUUUGACGAGAAAUUUCAGUUAAGCAACGGGAUAGAUCUCGAACUAGUUGAAGGAGCUUCACCAGACAAUUUGAACACCAACGAAGACCGAGAAGGCCCUCUCCAAAAAUCCAGCAAUCAUGUUGGCCAAAACGGCAAGGAACGCUAUCAGGAAAUAUCGCAAACUCCAGAUAGGCGAUCAACGAAGCCCACAGAUAUCAUCGGAAGACCAAUGAGAUUCCAAGAUAAAACAGAGCCUGUUGGUGUCCCAGUUGCAUGGUACAGCAGCAACUGGAAGAAGAAUCACCAGCGGAGGAUCUACCAAAUUGACUCAUCGGAUCAUUACAAGAUUGGAAAGGCAAAAAAUUGGGGACUUUCCGAGCUUGCGAAUCUUCCCGAAGUCUCGAGCAGCAAGGAAACUAUACUUGACAUACCAAUGAACAGCAGUCCGGUUCAUCACCAAUACAAUUUCAGUAACAUCGAAAAAUUCGUCGCUGUAGUCGCGCCAUACUCUGAAAACGCGAGUCAUGAAUUCCAACCUGAGGUACUUCUUACACGGCCGACCUAUGUUCUGAUCAAGUGGAAAGAUAUCCUUCCCCAACAUCUGAAGCACUCUUCUCUAAUGGGAGAUUGCAAAAGUUUCAUUUUGAAGAGUAAGCUUCUGGGUGCCGUUUCAAAAAUCAAUGGGAUUACUUUGAGAGGUUGGAUUGAGAACCUUCGUGGCCAAAUUAAAAGUGAAUAA
This is a messenger RNA of Penicillium daleae, 924 nucleotides long. RefSeq lists its product as uncharacterized. The record is from RefSeq and is a predicted model, not a curated record. The transcript has a single exon. Bases 1 to 924 code for a protein of 307 amino acids. NCBI's taxonomy places the organism in Eukaryota, Fungi, Ascomycota, Eurotiomycetes, Eurotiales, Aspergillaceae.